This is a messenger RNA of Cinclus cinclus, 1357 nucleotides long. RefSeq names its product COMM domain containing 2 (gene COMMD2). Lineage: Eukaryota; Metazoa; Chordata; Aves; Passeriformes; Cinclidae. The transcript is spliced from 5 exons. Bases 558 to 1112 code for a protein of 184 amino acids. The record is from RefSeq and is a predicted model, not a curated record.
CAGAGUCUGAAGCUUAAAUUUGACAAUUAAUAGUGUGAUUUCCUCCAUAUAAAGAAGCUUACUUCAGUCACGGGGGUGGCCUGUGUCCGUGACUGCCAGUCUUGCAGAAAAGUGCAGCAUGGUCUGAGCAAAAGCUAGUGCUUCCGGGUGGUGACAAAAUGCAGUAGCACCUUUUUUCCACUCACAGUUUCCACACAUUCUGUUAUUUAAAAAAAAAAAUGCAAAAGUUGUCCAGCCUUUGUGAUUAACAAAAGGAACAAUGUCUUAAAGGAAAAACAGUUAUGAGAAGCUGUUAUACAUAAUUUUAAUAACUCAGAACCCUGGGGGGGUUUGGUUGGUUGGUUGUUGUUGUCGUUGUUGCUGCUGUUGACUUUAUUUAACAAGGAACACACUUUUUUUUUUCUGUGGUUUCAACACACCGGGACAGCAGCAUCAGUGUCUGGGUGACAGCACAGCGAGAUCUCCACAUUACCGGGGCUGUACAUGGAAGUGGGCUUGAACUGCUGCUUGAAGGUGGAAUAACAGAAUAAUCAGGAAGGAAAGGAAACACAGAAUUAAUGUUACCUCGCUUCAGCACAGCCCUCGGCGAGCUGGGGCGGCUGGCGCUGGAGCAGCUGCGGCGGGGAGCGGCACCGCGGGCCUGCGAGACCGCCGCCAGAAAGCUGAACAUUGGUGUAGACAUCAUUGAGCACGGGGUAGAAGGACUAGUUUAUCUUCUUACUGAGAGUUCCAAGCUUAUGAUUUCUGAGGUUGACUUCCAAGAUUCCAUUCAUGUUUUGGGAUUCUCAGAUGAAUUGAACAAAUCCUUGCUUCAGCUGUACCUUGACAACAGGAAAGAGAUCAGGAGCAUUCUUGGAGAGCUGGCACCAAGGCUUCCCAGCUACCACAGUCUGGAGUGGAGACUGGAUGUGCAGCUUGCAAGCAGAAGUUUGAGACAACAGAUCAAGCCUGCUGUGACUAUGAAGCUACAUCUUAACCAAAAUGAAGAUCAAACUGCCCAGGUGUUGCAAACUGACCCUGCUACCCUUCUCCACCUUAUCCAGCAACUGGAGCAAGCAUUAGGGGAGAUGAAGAUGAACCACUGCAGAAGAAUAGUGCGCAACAUGAAAUAACCUUGAUUCCUCUCUGCUCUCUUACUAAGCAGUUUGUAAAACUACUCAAAACACUGCUCACAAAUAUAUUUUGAGGCAAAAUAAACAUCUGGGUCAGAUGAACUACUUUCUGUGCCAGGAUCUUGAGCCAGUAUUUACUGGCUAAAUGUCCUUGGCUGCCAGCUUUGCACAUCUUUAUGUGGUGACCUUUUUCACAUAAUCAUAUUCAUAUAUAAUACAUGGUAAUUAAAUGUGAUCGAAUAUUA